Messenger RNA from Populus trichocarpa (black cottonwood), 2436 nucleotides. RefSeq names its product BTB/POZ domain and ankyrin repeat-containing protein NPR1. Gene Ontology annotation, cellular component: cytoplasm; nucleus. Gene Ontology annotation, molecular function: protein binding. The transcript is spliced from 4 exons. The record is from RefSeq and is a predicted model, not a curated record. Gene Ontology annotation, biological process: regulation of salicylic acid mediated signaling pathway; systemic acquired resistance, salicylic acid mediated signaling pathway; regulation of jasmonic acid mediated signaling pathway. The coding region runs from base 531 to 2300 and encodes 589 amino acids. Lineage: Eukaryota; Viridiplantae; Streptophyta; Magnoliopsida; Malpighiales; Salicaceae.
AAGGACCACUACAAAGUCAUUUGGCUGUUAAACACCCCCAGUCGUUUGAUUAGGAUUAGAUCAACGAUCAGUAUGGAAUAAGUUGAGCUGAAACAAGAAAAGAGAUUGAUGAGGGUCUGAUCCUGAUGUACGGGAAAAAAUCCAGAAUCCUUAACUCAAAUCAUGAUUCAUGACAACACCCACACAAAAAAAAGAGCUUACUGUGUACCAUGUAUCUUCUCUCCAUGUCUCUUUGUUUACCCUCUUCUCGUCACCCGUGUUCUUAGCUGAUCAUGGUGCCCAGCUUACCCCCCGCUCUCUCUGCAUGUAUCUCUUUUAACCUAUUGUUUAGUCUUUGAUUGAUUGAAUCAAGUACCGAUAGUUUUUGUCCUCUAAAGUUGUUUCCAAUUUUUGAAUGAAAACUCUGUUUCUCUACACUGACUUCUCAUAUAGAAAGUUGGCUUCUUUUUGUCUCAAACAGGUUCAAUCUGCUCCAAUUUUCAAUCUUUAAAAUCCAAGUUCUAUAGUUUCUGGUUUUCUUUCAGUUGUUGAUGGAUAAUAGGAUUGGUUUCUCUGAUUCUAACGAGAUCAGCAAUGGAAGUAGCACUUGCUGCAUAGAAACUCCCUCAACUUCAAAGCCUUUUACAAACCCAGAAAUUGUAGCUCUUCAACAACUAUCAGGAAACCUUGAAGCCAUCUUUGACUCCCAAGAUUUUGACUACUUUGCUGAUGCCAAAAUCACAAGCUCCAAUUACAACCGUGAAGUCCCAGUUCACAGGUGCAUUUUAUCUGCGAGAAGUCCUUUUUUCAAGAGUGUUUUCUCGAGUCCUGUGGCUAAAGACAGAAGUGGGGUAGCAAAGUUUGAAUUGAAGGAAUUGGCUAAGGACUAUGAUGUUGGAUUUGAUUCACUUAUGACAGUCUUGGGUUAUUUAUAUUGUGGGAAAGUGAGGCCUUGGCCUAAAGAUGUUUGUGCUUGUGUGGAUGAUGAUUGUUCCCAUAUUGCUUGCCGGCCUGCAGUUGAUCUCCUGACUGAGGUUCUUUAUGCCUCUUUUACAUUCCAGGUUAAUGAGUUGGUGGCUCUUUAUCAGAGGCACCUAUUAGACAUUCUUGACAAGGUUUCAACUGAUGACAUCUUGGUGAUUCUAGCAGUUGCAAACAUAUGUGGUGAAGCUUGUGAGAGAUUGCUAACAAGAUGCGUUGAGAUUAUUGUGAAAUCAAAUGUUGAUAUUGUUACUCUGGAUAAAGCCUUGCCGCAAUACAUUGUGAAGAAAAUCAUGGAUUCUCGUUUGGAACUUGGUUUGAAUGUGCCUGAGAACAGUAACUUACUAGAUAAACAUGUAAAGAGAAUACAUCGGGCUCUGGACUCGGAUGAUGUUGAGCUAGUUAGAAUGCUACUGAAAGAGGCACAUACUAAUCUAGAUGAUGCGCAUGCACUCCACUAUGCUGUUUCAUACUGUGAUGCAAAGACUACAACUGAGAUUCUUGAUCUUGGAUUAGCUGAUGUUAACUGCAGAAAUUCAAGGGGUUACACCGUGCUGCAUGUCGCUGCAAUGCGGAAAGAUCCUAAGAUUAUAGUAUCUCUCUUAACGAAGGGAGCUCGGCUGUCAGAUCUUACUUUAGAUGGUAGGAAGGCUCUGCAGAUAUCAAAACGACUUACAAGGGCCAUGGAUUAUCAUAAGUCAACAGAGGAAGGAAAAGCUUCUCCCAAGGAGCGCUUGUGUAUAGAAAUAUUGGAACAAGCAGAAAGGAGGGAUCCAUUACUUGGAGAGGCUUCUCUUUCUCUUGCUAUGGCUGGUGAUGACCUGCGAAUGAAAUUGUUGUACCUCGAAAAUAGAGUUGGACUGGCAAAACUCCUUUUUCCCAUGGAAGCAAAAGUUGCAAUGGAUAUUGCUCAGGUUGAUGGUACUUCUGAGUUUCCAUUAGCUGGCAUCAGGCCCAGCAUCUUGUCUGGGGCACAAAGAGGAGCUGUGGACUUGAACGAGGCACCUUUCAGAAUGCACGAGGAGCAUCUAAAUAGGAUGAGAGCACUCUCUAGAACAGUGGAACUUGGGAAACGGUUUUUCCCACGUUGCUCAGACGUACUCAACAAGAUCAUGGAUGCUGAUGACCUAUCACAGAUAGCUUAUUUAGGGAAUGAAACUUCAGAGGAACGACUUGUGAAGAGACAGAGACACCUUGAACUCCAGGAUGCUCUAAGCAAGGCAUUCAAUGAAGAUAAACAAGAGUUCGACAGGUCUGUCAUAUCAUCUUCAUCAUCCACCAAGUCAAUUGGCACGGCGAGGUCUAAUGGGAAGCUUAUUGACAUGGGUGGUGGUCAUUAGGCCCAAUCCUGUUCUCCUGUAUGAUAUGGUUUUAAUGUUUACCUUGAUAAUAAUAACCUUGAAUUCUGUAUCUUCUGAAUUGUAAACACACAUCAUGGGUUGGUUAUCCAGAAAGAAAGGGAAAUAGUUUUUAGUU